AUGUCGAAGGUUGCUCCCGAAGGUAAACCAAAACAGCAUGAUCCUGGCUUCAAAGGACCAUUGAAAAAAAGAUCUUGCACAGAUAUCAUCUGUUGUCUCAUUUUCCUCAUCUUCUUCGGCCUACUCCUGUUGAUAUCUGCUUAUGCAUUCAUGAACGGCAAUCCAUUGUUGUUAUUAUAUCCCGUGGAUUCCGAAGGCGUCAUGUGUGGAUCGGGAGUUAAUGCAGGGAAAGAAUAUCUGUUCUAUUUCGAUAUCAUUCAGUGUGCGAAGUCAGGGAUAGCCGCCUUCCUGGUCGGUUGUCCUUCACCACAGAUUUGCGUCACUACGUGUCCAUCCAACUACUAUUCGGUAUUAACAGAUGUGCAAAGCGUCACUGAUUUGAGAUACUGUAAAACCUCCGCUGAUAUGACCAAAGAUGUUUACCAGCUGGUAUCUGACGACUCGUGCCCUGCCUACUUUCUCGCCAGCUCUCCAAUAAUCCGCCGGUGUGUGCCGAAUGUGCUGCUGGACGUUUUAACUGGCAUCGGAAACCUUAACGAAAAUCUUGACAGUAGUGCCACCACUGUUCUGACCGACAAGGAUGGCACAACAUUGACGAAUAGUAUAUUAGCCGAGGGAUUGGAUGUUUUUGGUGCGUUCAUAUUGGCUAAGGAGUAUGCCGAGAAGAUUAUGGCUGAUAUAUUGAAUACAUGGUGGAUAAUCAUUAUUUUCAUGAUUAUUGCCAUGAUACUAUCUCUGAUUUACAUCGUGUUGCUUCGCUUAAUGGCUGGUUUCAUCGUGUGGUUCACAAUCUUCGGAAUGUUGGGAGCGUUUGGAUAUGCGUCUUUUUACUUCCUGAUGGCUUACGUCGACCCUGAAGGGGACAAUGAUGAGAUGUUCAUCGCCAUCGCCGAAGGAGGAAUAUAUUAUUCGAAAUCGAAUAUGUAUCUCGGGCUUGGGACGAUGGAAGUUGAUGAAAAUUAUGAGGAAUAUUUCACACGUUUUGUAUUUAUCACGCUCUGUUUCUUUACAGCUAUUGUGGCCAUGGUGUUAUUCGUCAUUGUACUGGUUAUGGUCUUAUUCCUGUUUACGAGGAUAAGGAUAGCUAUCGGUCUGAUGAAAGAAGCUAGCAGAGCCGUCGGCGGGAUAUUGACAACACUGGCUUUCCCGAUAUUAAUAAUGGGACUUCAAGUCUUAGUUGUUGCCUACUUCAUGAUAUUUGCGGCGUAUCCUUUUUAUUUGAUAUUGAUGAAUUUCAACAGAAAUCAAAAUACCACCUCCAUUUCAGACAUGUGCGCUUACUUCGAGAAUAAUGAAGAGAUGUUCGUCUUUUAUGCCGCAAUAUUUUCCCUCUUCAUGUUUUUUUGGAUGAUAAACUUCGUGAUUGCACUGGGGCAGUUGACGUUAGCUGGUGCAUUCUCAUCGUAUUAUUGGGCAUUUGAGAAGCCGAAAGAUAUUCCAGUAUUUCCUCUGGCUGCGGCCAUGUGGAGAGCAAUCAGGUACCACCUAGGAUCUCUGGCAUUUGGCUCAUUUAUUCUUGCCGUAGUGGCGUUGAUCCGGGUUAUACUGGAAUAUCUUGAUCACAAACUGGGCGGCAGAGAAAAUGUGGUAGCGAAAUUCGUUGUCAAGUGUUUGAAAUGUUGUUUCUGGUGUUUGGAGAAGUGCCUGAAAUUCCUGACAAAAAAUGCAUAUAUACAGAUGUCCAUUCACGGGAAGAACUUCUGUUUUUCUGCAAAAGAUGCGUUUUUCACUAUCAUGCGAAACAUUCUCAGGGUGGCUGUAGUAGACAAAGUGGCAGACUUCGUCCUUCUUGUCGGUAAACUUCUCGUCAUCGGACUUACGGAGGCUUUGGCGUUUUAUGCCUUUGAGUACCUUGCAGAAUACCUAAUUACCGGAUAUGACUCCGUGACAGAUGUUUACAUUCUUCCAUUUUUGAUUAUUUUGGGGUGCUCCUAUGCCAUCGCCUCGUGUUUCUUCGAUGUCUUCUCAAUGGCACUGUCAACGCUGUUCAUGUGCUUCUUGGAAGAUAUUGAAAUGAAUGACGGAUCUUCUGAGAAACCUUACUUCAUGAGUAAGGAGUUGAUGAAAGUGAUUGGGGUUAAAAACGUCAUUAUGAGUGACAAACAGAAGAAAGGAGCUGGAGCAUCCAAUAACUUUUGA
This is a messenger RNA of Ylistrum balloti, 2139 nucleotides long. RefSeq names its product choline transporter-like protein 2. Gene Ontology annotation, biological process: transmembrane transport. The record is from RefSeq and is a predicted model, not a curated record. The transcript is spliced from 23 exons. NCBI's taxonomy places the organism in Eukaryota, Metazoa, Mollusca, Bivalvia, Pectinida, Pectinidae. Gene Ontology annotation, cellular component: membrane. Bases 1 to 2139 code for a protein of 712 amino acids. Gene Ontology annotation, molecular function: transmembrane transporter activity.